Molecule: messenger RNA, 681 nt
Organism: Rhizophagus irregularis DAOM 181602=DAOM 197198
Lineage: Eukaryota; Fungi; Glomeromycota; Glomeromycetes; Glomerales; Glomeraceae
Source: RefSeq, a predicted model, not a curated record
AAAAAAAAAACAAAAAGAGAAAGAAGAAAAUUGAGCGUAUUUAUAACAAAAACAAUUUAAGGAGAAAUGGUAGCAAGGAACAACUAUAAUGGAAUGCAAAUAAUGAAUAAUUACAUUUCGUUUUUAGUAAUAUUUGAAAGUAUUGUAAUCUUUGAAAACAAAAAAAAAAAAUUUUUUGAUUCAAAUGUCAUAUAUAGUUUAAAUCCUCCACCAAUCUAUCAAAAUUUCCGAUUUUUUGUUUAUAUUCUCCUUAAAUUUCAAUGUUUAUUGGUAAUUCGACUCGUGGUAUGGAUUCGAACAAUGAACAAGUUUAUCCAAAUCUGCUGUAAAUAAAUACAAUGGAUCAAUUAUGUGAUUAUAUUUUAAUUAUGUCAAUCAUGUUACAUUAUUACGACAUAAAAAAUAUUAGGAGUUUACACAUUUAUUACAUAUAGCUAGUUAGGCCCAGUAUUUUGUUGAUUUAAACAAUCGGACAAUUCCGAAAGAAUAUGGAACUCAUGGAACUCAGAAUUAUUAUAUAAGUAAAAAUAUUUAUAUCAGCAGUAAUAAAUGAUCCCCCAUAAUGCCUAUUAUGAGAUGUUUUCAUUGAAAAAUAAAGUUAAAGUAUUAAGAAUGAUUAUUGAUGCAUGAUUUGUAAUUUAUCUAAUUUAUGAAACCAGAAGGUGAUUAUGUUUACUAAAC